AUGAGGUCUUCUUUAAAAAAAGCAAAGCCAAAAAUCAUUCAAACUAGCGACAAUGAAGAAGAAGAAGAAAAAGGCAGUGAUAUGGCUAUGAGUCUUUCAAAUCAAAAACCAUCCAUCAGGAAGUCCAAGAAAAGGCCGCUCGCGAAAGGAGUCAAGCCAAUCGACUUACAAGAUGAGGAACUCAAUGAAGGCCUUACAGAAAAUGAGAAAGGAACACCAUUACCUAGAGUGAAAAAGCCGAAUCCUAUCGCGACGACACACGAUUUAAUAUCCAGAAGAAGAGAGGAAUUAAAUUCAUCCAGUGGAUAUACCGAAAGCUAUGUUAAUGAAUUAAAAUCGAAGAGUCGGCAAACUCCAGUUCAGUAUACCGAUCAAGGGCAGCUUAGAAAAGAGGAGCCCUUAAACAAAAAUCAAGAGAGCGCUAGCUCACGUAUGCUAAAUCAAGGAAUUUCUGAGGCUUCAAUGAUACAAGAAUUAAGAGACCGCAAAGAACGACAGAGAAAUAUUGGAAUGAUGGACGAUAAUUAUAUUGCUUUGGACACCGGUCAGCAGGUGUACCUUCCUGGAAAAACCGGUAACGAAGAUCGACUACUGCAACAUGAAGAUGAAGUGGAGGACGAGGGUUAUAAUGGGUACAACACGUUUGUGGAAGAUGAAAAGAGUCUUCGAGAACUACAUCGGUAUAGUCCAGAGACGUUACGAAAAAGAUCUAUUCAAAAUGCGCUCGAAGAAAACGAUAAAUCCAUGGAUGAGGGCGAGGACAUUACUAUGACUGAUCCCAUUCAUGCAUGGGAGCAAGCUCAGAUUCAAAAAGGAGCAUUUGCAGAUCCUUCUAGCUUAGCCCAGCUCCCUCCUAGGUUUCCAAAUAUACUUACUAUUGAAGAACAAAAACAACGAUUGAAAGAAGCUGUGGCUUCUGAGAAACUUCAACAAGAAGAACGUGCAGAAAUUAUGAAGGGCUUACUCGACCAAGAGAAUGAGAUUCUACAAGCGGAAGAAAGAAUUCAACAAUCUUUUAUGGAGCUAAAUAGUCGUAUGCUUGAAAAUAUGCAAUCUGCUACCUCUUCUUCCUCUUAA
Schizosaccharomyces osmophilus is the source of this 1077-nucleotide messenger RNA. It is a transcript of the gene ntr2, whose product is annotated as spliceosome complex disassembly protein Ntr2. Gene Ontology annotation, biological process: spliceosomal complex disassembly. NCBI's taxonomy places the organism in Eukaryota, Fungi, Ascomycota, Schizosaccharomycetes, Schizosaccharomycetales, Schizosaccharomycetaceae. Gene Ontology annotation, cellular component: U2-type post-mRNA release spliceosomal complex. Bases 1 to 1077 code for a protein of 358 amino acids. The record is from RefSeq and is a predicted model, not a curated record. The transcript has 4 exons.